AUGCACGAGCGCUCCCUCCUGGACGCGGUGCAGCGAUGGCGCCGCCCCAAGUACUCGGCGCGCCCCUUUGCGCUCACCCUCGUCGCCAUCGCCCUGAUCACGCUGCUCGCAUGGGCAAAGGAGCACCACACCAACCGCCCCGGCAGCGCCCGCAGCGACCGCAGUGGCAGUCUGCGCCGGCGCGACGUCACCAUGCUCGACGAGGAGUGCCGCCUCGUCCACCAUGCCGUCGACCAAUGCGCCUUCGUCCUCGCCAACUGCCCCGACGAGGAGGCCGGCGUCAUCUCGUACCUGACGCUCUACUACUGCCGCCUGCCCCACGCCAAGCCAGUCGCCUUCGCCAUCAUGACCCUGUGGCUCGCCCUCCUGUUCAGCACCAUUGGCAUCGCCGCCAGCGACUUCUUCUGCGUCAACCUCAACACCAUCGCCAGCAUGCUGGGCAUGAGCGAGAGCCUGGCCGGCGUCACCCUGCUGGCUUUUGGCAACGGCAGCCCCGAUGUGUUUUCCACGUUUGCCGCCUUCCGCACCCACGCCGCGAGCCUGGCUGUGGGCGAGCUCAUCGGCGCCGCCAGCUUCAUCACUGCCGUCGUCUCGGGCUCCAUGGCCCUGAUCCGGCCCUUCAACGUCGCGCGCAAGAGCUUCGUCCGCGACGUGGGCUUCUUCAUCGUGGCUGCAGGCUUCAGCAUGGGCUUCAUCGUCGACGGGCGGCUCCACCUGUGGGAGGCCGUGACCAUGGUGGCCUUCUAUCUCUUCUACGUCGUCUUUGUCGUGGCCUGGCACUGGUCGCUCAACCAGCGCAAGGCGCGGAGGCUCAAGGCUGCCGCCACGCGGAGCCACUACGUCACGCCUGGGGGGGAAGAGGAGGAGAUUGCCGACUACUUUGACGACGUUGACGACGACGAGGCCCCUCCAGCCAACGCCAGGACACCCUCCCGCGGCGUCUCCAUCGACGACUUCAACGCGCUCGAGCGUGGAGGUGCGGACCCUCUGAACGCAGACGAGAACGAAGAGGAGCGUGAGCGCUGGAUGGGCGAAAUGUCCAGCAACAUGCGCGUCAGUCGCCCGCCGCUGGGAGCUCGCCGGCCCACCCAGACGGCCAUUCGACCGAGUCUUGUGGGCGCGCUCGAGUUCAGGGCUGUGCUGUCGUCGCUGCAGAAGUCUAGGAACAUCCAGUCCAUGCCCAUCAGCCUCCGCCGCUACUCGGACGACCCAACCUACACGACCGCGCAGCAGCAAGACCUCAUAUCAACGACGUCUGACCCUGCUCCCCGGCCGCCCUUUGAUGUUGCCUCCGUGUCGUCGGGCAAGUCGCCCGGCCUCACCCGGCCGACGCUGGAGGUGCAACAGAGCAUGAAUCGCACCAGAGCCGUGUCGACCAACGACCUCGACAACGUGCGCCUGCACCCUAGCACGCUGCAAGGCAACCUACCGCACAUCAGCCUUGCACCAGCCACCCCCGAUUUCCAGGGCAACCUCUCCUCCCGAGCGGGUCACGCACCUCCGUCUCCCACCAUCUCGCUGUCGCCGCCCCCCUCGCACAUGUCAUGGCAGGCGCCUUCAAGAACGCGAGGCUACUCGGAUCUGCUGGCUCCGCCUGGUCUCGACUCGCAGGGCCUCUCGCAGCGUUCAACGCCCACGCAGAGUCCGCUCUCGUCGCCCGUCUUGAGGCCGGACGAUGGUCCUGCGCCGCCGAACCUGAAGCUGUCCGUGCCUGGGGCUGCGUCACCGCCCAUCCCCUUCCCCGCAUACACCGACUUCCCGUGGUCGGCGCACAGCUCGUCUCGCGCACCCAGCCUGCGCCUGCCUUCGCCCAGCGCGUCGCCCGAGUCUGCAUUCCACAACGAGAGCCUCUUUGGCGUUUACGAUGUCGCUCGGACGCCAAGCUGGUGGCCUUGUCGGCUUCUCCCUGCGCCGCACCUAUUCCUGUCGACGUUAUUCCCCACCCUGACGAGCUGGCGCGACAAGAACGUAUGGGACAAGCUGCUGGGUCUGGUAGCUGCCUUGCCGGUCUUCCUCCUCACCAUCACCCUGCCGGUGGUUGAGCCUGCGAGCAACGAGGACGACGACGACCAGGCUGGCCACCCAGACUUUGGUCUGCCGCCUGCUUUGACACCCGUGGGCGGUACGUUUGACUCGCAAUACCGCCUGGACGGGUCGGCACCGGCAAGCCGCAGCAACACGGAUCCAUCCAAGAGGCAGAAAUCCGCGUCCAACCCGAACGGCAGCUCGUACGCCUCCCACAACACGACCGGCUCCCAGCCACCUCAGGUGUUGAUUACGACGGACGAGAACCUGCUGGGCUCGCCCGAAGCCCUCCCCGAGGACCCGCUCUCCGCACACGGGCAUCCGUCGAGCAAGCCAAAGGAGUGGAACCGCUGGCUCGUGAUCAUCCAGACCUUCACAGCGCCCUUCUUCAUCGUGCUCGUCGUGUGGGCCAACGUGGAGCCGGACUCGCCGCACGCGCUCGUCCGGCAAACCAUGUACUCCAGCGUCGCCUCCCUGGUGCUCGUCGCCUUCCUCCUCGUCACGACGACGCCGACGCGGGCCCCGCGGUGGCGGCAGCUGCUCUGCUUCGUGGGGUUCGCCGUGGCGAUCGCGUGGAUCAGCACGAUCGCGAACGAGGUCGUGGGCGUGCUGCGCACGCUCGGCGUGAUCCUCAACAUGUCGGACGCGAUCCUCGGCCUGACCAUCUUCGCGGUGGGCAACUCGCUCGGCGACCUCGUCGCGGACAUGACGGUCGCGCGCCUCGGCUUCCCCGUCAUGGCCCUGUCCGCCUGCUUCGGCGGGCCGAUGCUCAACAUCCUCCUCGGCAUCGGCCUCGCUGGCUGCUACAUGAUCCUCACCAAGGGCGAGCACCGACACGAACGCCACCCGUCUGAGCCCGUGCACUUUAAACCGUACCACAUCGCGGUCAGCACCACGCUCGUCAUCUCGGGCGCUAGCCUGCUCGUCACCCUCGCGGGGCUGCUGGUCGCCGUUCCUGUGAGGAGGUGGCGGAUGGACAAGUGGAUUGGCUGGGGCCUGCUGGGCACGUGGUGCGUGAGCACGGCGGCGAAUGUGCUGGUGGAGGUAUUAGGGUUUAGCAGUGAUGUUAGCUAA
Messenger RNA from Ascochyta rabiei, 3099 nucleotides. RefSeq lists its product as uncharacterized. Gene Ontology annotation, biological process: transmembrane transport; monoatomic cation transport; intracellular calcium ion homeostasis. NCBI's taxonomy places the organism in Eukaryota, Fungi, Ascomycota, Dothideomycetes, Pleosporales, Didymellaceae. Bases 1 to 3099 code for a protein of 1032 amino acids. The record is from RefSeq and is a predicted model, not a curated record. Gene Ontology annotation, molecular function: monoatomic cation transmembrane transporter activity. The transcript has 2 exons. Gene Ontology annotation, cellular component: membrane.